This is a messenger RNA of Sebastes umbrosus (honeycomb rockfish), 720 nucleotides long. Its product is annotated as proline-rich protein 2-like. The transcript has a single exon. Bases 1 to 720 code for a protein of 239 amino acids. NCBI's taxonomy places the organism in Eukaryota, Metazoa, Chordata, Actinopteri, Perciformes, Sebastidae. The record is from RefSeq and is a predicted model, not a curated record.
AUGCUACGUAAGAGAGAGACAGACGGACCGGCCGGGCCGUCGAUGCUACGUAAUAGAGAGACAGACGGACCGGCCGGGCCGGCGAUGCUACGUAAGAGAGAGACGGACGGACCGGCCGGGCCGUCGAUGCUACGUAAGAGAGAGACAGACGGACCGGCCGGGCCGUCGAUGCUACGUAAGAGAGAGACAGACGGACCGGCCGGGCCGUCGAUGCUACGUAAGAGAGAGACAGACGGAAAAGCCGGGCCGUUGAUGCUACGUAAGAGAGAGACAGACGGACCGGCCGGGCCGUCGAUGCUACGCAAUAGAGAGACAGACGGACCGGCCGGGCCGGCGAUGCUACGUAAUAGAGAGACAGACGGACCAGCCAGCCCGUCGAUGCUACGCAAUAGAGAGACAGACGGACCGGCCGGGCCGGCGAUGCUACGUAAUAGAGAGACAGACGGACCGGCCGGCCCGUCGAUGCUACGCAAUAGAGAGACAGACGGACCGGCCGGGCCGGCGAUGCUACGUAAGAGAGAGACAGACGGACCGGCCGGGCCGUCAAUGCUACGUAAUAGAGAGACAGACGGACUGGCCGGCCCGUCGAUGCUACGCAAUAGAGAGACAGACGGACCGGCCGGGCCGGCGAUGCUACGUAAGAGAGAGACAGACGGACCGGCCUGGCCUCGGGCCUCCAUCAACAGCACUAAAGAAGAAGAGGACCAGCUGACCAGCUGA